CCAAGGAUGUCUGAAUUUAACGCAAGUGUAAAUUUGUGUGAGUUUCAUUCGUCCCUUUAAGUAGCCAAUCGUCUAGAAUUCUUCAUGAAGAAUUUAGAAAUAAUUGGCAGAAGUAAACGGCAGUUUGCUUCCUUUUACUGCCUAAAAUACUUACAUUAACGACGUUUCCUUUCAUAUUAUUCGGUUCGUCAAUUAUUUCACACCGCUCCAAAAUGACGCUCAAAAGCGAUCUGCGGUUACUGCUAAAACCAUAUUACUUUAUAAACAUUCUUAUAAGCUUGUCUUACAUCGUGUCAAAACGAAUACCAUUUAUAUGCCAUUAUGUGUUCGGGCAAAUGGAGUGUGAGCUUGAUGGGAGAGAGACGGAAAUCUUAUUCUUCUUAAUAAUAGUUAUAAUGAUCAGGACACGGAAAGCAGGAAGUGUGACAAUGAUAAAUUAUCUGACGUCCAGUUUUGUAUAUACAAAAGCCGCCAACUUAAUUUUAUGGUUUUAUGCUGACUUUCGUAUGGGUAUCCUCUUCGCAGUAUUAUUUAUCUUAUGUGGUUUAAUAUUACCAGAACCAACUUAUAAAGGUCCAGAAAAUAUAAUCUAUUUAAGAGGAGCGACUGGUCUACAGGAAGAAUUACGUGACUCUAGAAUUACAUGGCUAGUAGCAUUCUAUACCGCCUGGAAUCCAGCCUGUGUAAAUUUUGCUCCAAUAUUUUCACAGUUAUCAGCUGAAUUUGCUUUAGAAAACUUUAAAUUUGGCAAAGUUGAUAUUGGUAGAUAUCCAGAUGCAGCUGCCAAAUAUCGCAUUAAUGACUCCAGUACAAGUAGACAACUUCCAACUCUAAUUUUAUUCAAAAAUGGCAAAGAAGUUGAAAGACGACCUCAUUCCGAUCAUAAGGGAAAGCUAGUAAAAUUCCUCUUUUCGACUGAUAAUGUAAAGGCAGCUUUUGAUCUCAACAAUGUGUUCAAGGAUUGCAAAAACAAUCCCGUCAAGAAAAAAGAUAAACGAUCAUUAAAAGCCGAAUGAGUUAAUUAUCCAAGCUUGCAUCUUUAUGCGCACAGACUUUUAGGUUAGUAGUACUACUGACCUGAAAUGCGUCGCCAUUAUUCCACAAAUUAUAGGGAUUGUUAGAAUAUACAAAGCCGAGUUCGAUACAAUGCGGCGCACAGUGCCAUGGUGUUCUCAUUCAGAAUUUGAAUUUUUCAAACAUGCGCUUAUUGCUAUCCGGUUGUAGAUUUUAUUUUAUUUUACAAUUAUUUAUCAAUGGAAUACUCUAAAAAAAUUUAUCAAUAAUGAUAUCAAUGACAAGAUAUGAUCACAUAUUUAUAAGAAUAUAUUUUUUGUCGCUCAUGCAUUGAUUGUAAGUAUCAAAGAUUUUUUUCCAAACAUUCAUGUUUAAAUCGCAACAUUGUGUGCUAGCUAUUCGACGUUAUGAAUAUCAUAUUUCAUUUUAAGUUUUUGUCAAAGAACAUUGCAUUGAAGUUUGUGUCUUGUACUUUAUGCUUGCAAUAUACGCAUUUGCAUUAUAGACUAAGAGCAAUAAAACCAAAAUGUGGAACCAUUUUUCAUAAUAAUAGCUAAUUAUCAAUAGUUUUGGGUUGUACACAUUUGAGUAGUAAUUAUUAAUCUUCAAGAAAAAGUCCAGUUUGUUAUUACUAAAGUGAUAAGUUGAAAAGAUCAAUGAAUAUCUGUAUGCUUAUUUUCAAUAACCUUUAGUUGAAUCUCGUAUAGUAUGUUUUUUCUUUAAUUGUUAGUAAACAUUACCAAAGUCGUUCGUAAUAGUCAAAAUGUAUUUAAUUUGUUACUCGCUGUCACACAGUGAUAAUAUAUGUUCAUGACUUUUUCUGCCUUUAAGGUGGUAAAAUUCUACAAUGUUGAUUUACUGAACUAACGUCUUUUGAUUAUACAUAAUGGAGAGGACUGUACCAAAGAUGAUUUUGUACAAAUAGAAAAAGAAAAAAUGUGUUCAAAAGUAUAUACAAAUAAAUUAAAUGUGUAAAUGU
This is a messenger RNA of Orussus abietinus, 1993 nucleotides long. Its product is annotated as thioredoxin-related transmembrane protein 2 homolog. Gene Ontology annotation, molecular function: disulfide oxidoreductase activity. Gene Ontology annotation, cellular component: membrane-bounded organelle. The record is from RefSeq and is a predicted model, not a curated record. The transcript has 5 exons. Bases 213 to 1016 code for a protein of 267 amino acids. NCBI's taxonomy places the organism in Eukaryota, Metazoa, Arthropoda, Insecta, Hymenoptera, Orussidae.